This is a messenger RNA of Cladophialophora carrionii CBS 160.54, 2550 nucleotides long. RefSeq lists its product as uncharacterized. Lineage: Eukaryota; Fungi; Ascomycota; Eurotiomycetes; Chaetothyriales; Herpotrichiellaceae. The transcript has a single exon. The record is from RefSeq and is a predicted model, not a curated record. Gene Ontology annotation, molecular function: RNA binding. The coding region runs from base 1 to 2550 and encodes 849 amino acids.
AUGACUGAUGCAGACCCCCCGCCCGAGGCUCAGCGCUUUGGUAGAGAUCAAACGCCCGAAUCUCCACGUCCGGUCCAUUUGCCUGAACCUUCCACCAUCCCAGUCCUGCUGAACCAGAUGGAUCCGGUCUUCAAUGAUACCGAGACGUACAAUAUUCCGCAUAACCAGAAUUUCUCUCCUUACUCAGACUCUGCUCGCGCCAUGAAUGAGAAUGAUCCCAAUGAUCCGAAUGCGAACGAGCAGGACGCUGUCCAGAACUUCCUGAGAGGCGCCGAGGAGGAAAAUGCUCGUCUGGAUGAUCCUGCUCAGCUCCCGUCCACACACGGCCAAAUGACCCAGAAUGAUCCCAGCGUCGAAGCACAUCUCCUUUCGGCACUUGCAAAUGCUCCUGCUCAUCCACAAUCAUCUGAUGCCCAUGCAAAUUCACCCCAAGAUCAACCCAACAAAGCCGGAGAUGAAUCGCAAACAAGCAAUGAAAUGAACCCAGCUCCUGAACCCACUACCAAUCCGGAUGCCAACAACGAUACGCAGAACGCCCUUGCAGCGAGCUCGUCUGACUCAGAGCCCAUACCCACCGUGAAGCUUGAACCUCAGUCGAACCCAGGUGGUGUAGAUUACCAGUCACUUCUGGACACUAUUUCUCAGUCUGCUUCUACUGCUCCCACUGCGGACUCUGUCUCUGCCCCUACUACUGCCGCUUCGUUGACUUAUCAAGGAGCGCAAUCAGUGUUGCCAGUUCCAGGUCUACCGCCAAAGCCACCGACGCAAGCCCCAUCUUCGGACCCUUCCAAUGUUUAUGCUUUUCCUACUGUCAGCACCGACCAACGACUACCAUUCCAGCAGGUAGCGCAAGAGGGACAGUCCCAGCUUGUCAACCAAGAGGCGCAGCACCAAUCUGUGAGCCAUGAUGUCUUCACUCACGCUAAUGGCGUUGGCUCGUCUGGAUCCUAUCCAGCCUCAUUUCUCCCACACUCCGUUCCUUUGCAAGCCCCUGGCACGGGUGCAUGGCCUCCACCGGGCAACCAAGUAUCCCCCAUCUCUCCUGCUCAAUCUCUACAACCUCCGGAAUCGACAAGAUCGGCAGAACCGGUGGAAAGACCAUGGACGCCACGUACCCAAGCACUCUACGAUUCUUUCCUCGAAGAUGAAAGACGAUAUGUGACUGAAGGGAUAUGGGACAAAUUUCCGUCAGGUUCUCGUCUCUUUGUGGGUAACUUACCAAGUGAGAAGGUGACCAAGCGUGAUAUUUUCCACAUCUUUCACAGGCAUGGGAGACUUGCUCAGAUUUCAAUCAAACAGGCCUACGGUUUUGUUCAAUACCUGGAGGCCUCGUCCUGCCAUGCAGCUCUGCAGGCGGAACAAGGUGUGGAGAUACGAGGCAGAAAAGUACAUUUAGAGGUAUCGAAGCCUCAAAAGAACACCAGAAAUCAACAAGGACAGCAAGGGAACAAGAGGCGUCGAUCUCGCUCACCCGAGCGUAGAGGUCAACGCCAGAACGAUCGAUUUGACCGUCCAAACUACAGUGACUUUCGGGACGAGCGCAGUCGGCAAAGCGACUACAGACGGUCGCCUUCUCCGGCAAGAGGCUACCGCUCCAGGGAAGACCACCGGGCCGCUGCUCAAAGUCCUAACUUUGGUCCAGGUGGAAGACCGAACUCGCCCUAUACUACUGCUUUCCCGUAUCCGGCGCCUCCAGGGAGCUACGACGAGGAAGCUACUCUGCCUCUGCCGCGUCGAGAUCCACGAGAUGCUCCGGAUGUGCAAAUCCUCAUCCUUGAACCCUCGGUCGCGCAGAGUUUCAUCAACUGGGUUGAGCAAGGGUUCCGCAACAAGGGACUGCGUGCGUCCACGAUAUGGCUCAGCGCUCGGUUGCCUCUUUCUGCCGUUGUGAAACGUCAAAUCAUCGAGGGUGUCCAAGGUGUUGUGAAACUCGUGCAAGCGAAUCAGUAUAACAGUAAGAUCCCGUUACAAGUUUUUGACAGGAGUCAGGGGACAACGAACGUUAGCUUCAACGAGUACGUUGACCUUGAUGUUACCGUUGCCGCCGACAUUGUCCUCAGUGCCCGACAGAAGGAACGAGGGGGUUUGCAGCAAAGCCCACAAUCAUACCAUCCGCCACAAGGUUAUCCGCCACAGAACCAUUAUGGAUACGCCCCGCCACCUCAGUACCCCCCAACAGCUUACCCUACACAACCGCAGCAACACAACCAAUACCAGUACAGCCAGAAUGCUCAAUAUCAGAACCAGGCUCAGACCCCGGUAACCCCCGGUUCGGCCACAGCUGCUCCAAAUCUGCAGCAGCUUCUGGCAAACCUGCGACAGCCUGGUGACUCCCAGCCGAAUAGUGCCUCCCCCAGUGGAAAGCCGACGCCUGACCUUGCCGGACUUCUAAGCAAUGUCGCUCGCCACCAGCAGCUUCCCCCUCACCAACAACAGUCGCCUACACAGCAUGGUUAUGGGCCUGCUGCGCCCGCUUAUGGGGUCGGUCAACAGCAGUCGCAACAGAAUGUGCAGAACAUCAUGGAUACCCUCGCUAGGUACAACAGGUGA